Molecule: messenger RNA, 864 nt
Organism: Drosophila nasuta
Lineage: Eukaryota; Metazoa; Arthropoda; Insecta; Diptera; Drosophilidae
Gene: MED8
Product: mediator complex subunit 8
Exons: 1
Coding region: 100-864 (254 amino acids)
Biological process (GO): regulation of transcription by RNA polymerase II
Cellular component (GO): core mediator complex; mediator complex
Molecular function (GO): RNA polymerase II cis-regulatory region sequence-specific DNA binding; transcription coregulator activity
Source: RefSeq, a predicted model, not a curated record
UUGCCACACUUGCCAACACCGCUGUGCAUAGAUUGUUGAAGUUAAUGUGCAAAAACAAAACUUUCUUAAAUUAAACCAAUAUUAUUAAUUGCACACAAAAUGCAGCGUGAGGAAAAGCACUUCGAAAUGACGCUGGACGCCGUCGUGCAGCGUCUGAACGAUUUGAAGUUGGCAGUCUUAGCCAUGAUACAAAAACUGGAAAUGGAAUACAUGGACAUCAAUUGGCCAACAUUUCUGGAUAACUUUGCCAUUAUUUCCAGUCAUUUGACAGGUCUAACAAAGAUUCUGGCCAAGGAGCAGUGUCCGGCAUUGCGAAAUCGAACAGUACUGCCGCUACUAGUGUCCAUGGAUCGCGACGAGACAAUGGUCAACAUUACCGAGGGUCGUGUGCCGGUCUUUUCACACGACAUUGUUCCCGAUUAUCUGCGCACUCGUCCCGAUCCCAUAACCGAGCAGAAGAUGCAGCAGAACGAACAAAAGGCGGCCAAUCUGACUAACGAUGCAGCCAUGAAACAGGUCACACAAUACAACAAAGUGGUCUCGCACGUCCUGGAUAUGGUGAGCAAAGCUCGCGAGGAGUGGGAGAUUGAGUCGAGUUCACGCACUGGCAUCCAGCAGACCAGCAGCAUGGCGGACACACAGCUCCUGGUGGCAGCCGUAGGCAUGGGCAAGGGAUUGCAGUUCAAGGCGAACUAUGGUCCUGGACCCGGCAUGAUGGUGCCACCCUCUAUACGAGGUCCAACACCGCCCAUGGGCGGACCAUCCAUGAGCCCGGGCAAUGUGCAACAGCAGCUGGGCAAGGCACCAUCAGCGGUAAAGACGAACAUCAAAUCAGCAAAUCAAGUGCAUCCAUUUUCUCGGUAG